Messenger RNA from Bombyx mori (domestic silkworm), 1456 nucleotides. Its product is annotated as serine protease 7. Gene Ontology annotation, molecular function: serine-type endopeptidase activity. The record is from RefSeq and is marked provisional. NCBI's taxonomy places the organism in Eukaryota, Metazoa, Arthropoda, Insecta, Lepidoptera, Bombycidae. Gene Ontology annotation, biological process: proteolysis.
AAUACUUACAAAGUCCAAAUUUGCGUCACAUAACAUGGCGGUUACAUCGUUAUUGAGACUGGAAGUAUUGUUUGCAAUAACCUUUUGCAUCGUGGCCGAAGUGUUAAUGCACCCAGAAAACGACGCACUGCAAGGUUCUAGUGAUAACAACUCUGAUGGAAAUAAACGGCCAGAAGAAAUAUGGUCUUGGGGCUAUGUGGACAAUACAAAAUCCAACAACCAGUCUGCAACCACCGAAGAACCUGAAGUGUGCAAACCGUAUAAUCCAACAGUACCCAACUUCGAGAAACCUGGAAGAAGAAUCAGUGAAGUCAAAUGCUAUGAAUAUCUAUGGAAUAUAAAUUUCAGAGAAGAGCGUGAUCGAAGAUUGGACAAAUGCUUUAAGCUGCAUAGUAAUGUCCAGCCAUCAUUUGCUAUUGGGGGACGUAACACAUUACCUGGCGAAUUUCCACACAUGGGUGCCAUAGGCUGGCAGGCAGUCGUUGGAUCCUGGAUAUUCAAAUGUGGUGGAUCGUUGAUUAGCAAUAAAUUUAUACUGACUGCGGCUCAUUGUACGAGCUUCUCCCUGAAAGACACUACCAUCGCUGAUCCUAUUCCUAAGAUCGUCAGACUCGGCGACAAAUAUAUUUUAGACAAGGAAGUAAACGAUGGCAUAAUCCCUGAAGAUAGAGAGAUCGUAAAUAUCAUUAAACAUCCAUCCUACAAUCCUCCGAAGAAAUACUACGACAUUGCCCUCAUGGAGUUAGACAAAGAUGUCUUCUUCAGCAAGUACGUGCAGCCGGCAUGCCUUUGGCCUCACUUCGAUCUCAGCAGUUUGGGGAAAAAAGCUAGUGCGACAGGAUGGGGAGUUGUCGAUGCAAGAAGCACUGACAUAUCGCCCGAACUGCAAGCUAUCGUAAUAGAUUUGAUAGAUACCCCGCAAUGUCAGCAAUUGCUCGAGACUUCGUGCAACAGACACUGGUGCGGUGUCGAAGAUCAUCAGCUGUGCGCUGGGAAGUUGGCUGGGGGAGUGGAUGCAUGUCAGGGUGACUCUGGAGGUCCUCUCCAAGUUGAAAUAUCUCUUCCUACAUCGUCUCAAGGCAAGAUAUAUUGUAUAAUCGGCGUGACGUCAUUCGGGAUCGGCUGUGCUCUCCCUGAACUGCCCGGGAUAUACACGAGAGUGUCGAGCUUCAUUGAUUGGAUCGAACAGAAUGUUUGGCCUACAGUCCACCAAAGUGGUACAGCUUAGUGCACUUUUAAAACCAAAGCUUUCUGGCAUUGAAACGAACGUCGAAUUGUAAUUAAAAACAACGUUCUUAUUAUGAAACACACAAUUAAGAAGAAUAAGUAUAUUAGUAGUUAUAGUACAUAAGCACAGAACAAUUAAUAUUAUAUUAUAUAUAUAAAUGUUAUGUUUAUAAUUCUUAAUAAUGCAUAUUAUAUCAACUUUUAUCCAUUAUAAGUUAAAAAAAUACGA